AAACAAUACUGCUGGAUAAAGACUUACAACUCCAAUAAUAAGGUAACAAACUAAAAAUGAUGUUAAAAUAUUUCUAUCUAUUUACAUCUGUGCUUUUAUGGAAAGUAAAUGGAGAUAUUUACAUGCAAAAUCCUCGUGGUUCAAACAAUAGGCUAAAUGAGAAUACAGCUACUCGAACAAAUGCAAAAAGAGUGUUUAAUUCCCAGAAUAAUGAUCGUGGUGGUUACAAUGUAGGAGAUCGAACUGAUGCAGCUGCAAAUAAUAAGGAUGGCCAAUAUCAAAUGACAUACUUUGAAAGCUCUCCAAAUGCGCAAAUGGGGGAUAAAAAACAAGGUGCAACAAAGUUAUUAAUUGAAUGGACUGCUCAACAUGGUUGUGGGGGUAAUGAAGAUGACAACCCAAAUGAGUUGAAUUGUAACAUUGUUUUGCAAUAUUUGUGUCGACCGGCAGGAUUUUCAAUUACUGAUCCUAAUCUGGACAUGAUAAGAGAUGGGACAACAACAAACACUCAAGAUUAUCAAGAUCCAGGAAAUACAGAAACUUAUAAUGAUUACCUUAAUCGAAAAAAAGGAAAAGUUAGCACUGAUAGGGCAUUACAAGAACCAUUUGAAUUUUAUGACAAAUGUGCUGUAAGAGACAGAAACAAAGGGCUAUUUACUGCUGAUCAAAAUUUGAAUUGUGAUAAUGCUAGAUGCACACGACAAAGUCCUAAUGGAAAUAAUAAUCAAUAUGGAUAUGAAUGUCCUGAAGAAAGAGAUUAUUAUCCAUACUGGCAUCCUACAGACUGGAAAGAUAUUGCUGUUCUUGCUCAAAACUCUUCAAUGUGCAGUUAUUAUACUUCGGAAAGCUUCAAUGUCAAAUCAAAAUAUGAAUGCGUGGAAAUGUUUGAUGGAACAAAUGUCAAACAUUAUUCCAAAUUCAAUAACCAGAAGGAUUGUGAGGCAGCAGGUAAAGAAUGGUUAGAGUUUAAUAAUUAUUUAGAAAUUGACACAGCAUCUAGUGAAAGUGAUUGUACUGCUAAAAACACUAAUCAACUAAGGAGUUCAGGCAUUACUUACUUUUGGGGUCGCCCAAUGUACUUUGGUAAAGAUAAAAAGUGUUUGAUUGCAUUAAAGCAACCAGAUUGCAAGGAAGCUCAAUUUUCUCGUGCCAACCAUCUUGGCAAUGGAGCAGACCUUAACAUGGUAAACUACACAUGGACUUUACCAUACUUUCCAAGCAACACUCCACAACAGUGUGUUCUGCGAAUAAGGUACAAUAUUUCAACUGAUGAUUAUGACCCAUAUAAUACCAAUAGUGCAAGCAACAAUAAUCCUAACGUUUUAAAACAAAAUCCACUGGUAGAUGUUGGUAUACAAAAUCAACCACUGCAACUUGCAAUUAACACAGCCCAAUAUGGAAGAACAUUUGAAGAUAGGACACAUAUGUUUAAUUUAAUAAAUAGACCUUCAAGUGUAGCCAAUACAGUGAACAUAUGGAACCUGAAUGUUCGUGGUAAGCGUGGAAACAUUGUGCAAACAUACCCAGCUGUUGAAUAUGACUUUGUACCUACUGAUUUGUAUGUAAAAACAACUGAUUUCAUACAUGCACAAUGGACAGGUUCAAACACACAUAAUAAUAAUGGAGGUGGUGAUGGCCAAGGUGGUGAUGCAGGCGAAGGGACCACAGGCACUGAUCGCAACAACAUGUUAUCCAUUGGCGACCGCUUGACAAACUAUCCUUUGCCUUUUGAAAAUGCGACAAACUUUUGCAACAAUCUUAGAAUGAUCUGGACAUACUUAUAUCCAACAACAGAUUCGCUAAAAAAUUUUAAUUCUAUGGAUUAUUCUGUAAUGUUUGCUACGUCAGGUAAAUUUAUGUGUGUCCAGACAUCAACAUGUUCUCAGUCUUUGGAAGCUGGACCAAACAUGGAUAAUCUACUUAAUAAUGCUCCGGCUUCUUUUCAAGGAGCAUUGUUUCAGAUGACUAAAACUGGAAUAUAUAACUAUAUGUGUUCAAGAAACAAUAAUUUCUCUAACAGAUCUCAAAAAGGAACCAUAAUAGUAUCCUAAGUUUAAAAAAAGAUUUUAAUAAAUGUUACAUUUAUUACUGUCUGAACAUGUUAGUAUGUACACUGCAUUGCCUUUAAUUAAUUUAAUGAAUUUUUUUUACAAGAAUAUUUUUUUAUAUUUGUUUGUAUAUUUUUUACGAACUUUUAUUUUGAUUAGAAAAAUUUAUAAGUGAAAUAUUUUUAUAACACAUUUGUUUUUUGAGUUUAUAUAAAUAUAUAUUUUUUUGAUUUGA
Molecule: messenger RNA, 2283 nt
Organism: Hydra vulgaris (swiftwater hydra)
Lineage: Eukaryota; Metazoa; Cnidaria; Hydrozoa; Anthoathecata; Hydridae
Product: protein DD3-3
Source: RefSeq, a predicted model, not a curated record